Molecule: messenger RNA, 1779 nt
Organism: Besnoitia besnoiti
Lineage: Eukaryota; Apicomplexa; Conoidasida; Eucoccidiorida; Sarcocystidae
Product: putative phosphoenolpyruvate carboxykinase
Exons: 9
Coding region: 1-1779 (592 amino acids)
Biological process (GO): gluconeogenesis
Cellular component (GO): cytosol
Molecular function (GO): phosphoenolpyruvate carboxykinase (ATP) activity; ATP binding
Source: RefSeq, a predicted model, not a curated record
AUGGCAGAGCCAGUCGCUCCAGAAACUCACAAGGAGGACUACCAGCGUGCUCUGAGGCGGAAGCUGGAGGGACACCUAGCGCAUCAUGCGCACAAAGCACCCCCGCUUACCAAGAAGGAAGUGCUCGAUCUGGGCCAGCUGCAGCACGAGGUUCAUGUAGAGGACGAGUGUCGUGCUCAAGGACUGACAACUGAACAGAUAUUCUACAACGCUGCUGUCCCGCUACUCUACGAACAAGCCCUUCAGCAUGAAUCGAGCACGCUGAUAUCGAACACCGGUGUCCUCUGUUGCUCCUCAGGACUCAAAACAAGGCGCUCUCCAGAGGACAAGCGAAUUGUGCGCGAGGGCGAAUCACAGGAUAGGGUCUGGUGGGGGAAAGUCAACAUUCCAUUCGAGGAACAGUCGUAUUUGUUUAACAGAGAGAGGGCAAUUGAUUUCCUCAACACACAGAAAAGACUGUUUGUCGUGGAUGGCUUUGCGGGCGCGGAUCCGGAGUACUGCAUCAAAGUCCGUUUGAUCGCGACUCGAGCAUACCACGCGCUCUUCAUGCGAAACAUUCUACUGCGUCCGACUCUAACAGAGCUUCAAGCGUUUGAGCCAGAUUUCACGAUUUAUAACGCCGGCCUUUUCCCAGCAAACCGUUUCGCUGAAGGCGUUAGCAGCCAGACAUCGGUUGCCCUUCAUUUAGGCAGGGGCGAGAUGGUCAUUCUCGGUACCCAGUACGCUGGCGAACUCCACAAAGGCAUUUUCACCUAUGUGAAUUACGUGAUGCCACCGAAAAAUGUGCUUCCCCUGCAUGCGUCUUGUAUAGUCGGGAGCGCAAGAAGCAACAGUGACGUCACCAUGCUUUUGGGCCUCACAGCCACCGGCAAGACAGCUUUGGUGGCGACCGCAGAAGGGGAAAUUCUAGCAGAUGACGAAGUGAUGUGGACGCCUAAAGGCGUUGCAGGCGUCCUUGGAGGUUGUUACGUCCGCUGUAAGGACAUACAGAAGGACCCGUGUCAGGCGUUCACGAAGGCGAUGACCUACGGCAGUGUGAUGGAAAACGUGGUGUUGGAUGAGGAAACCCGGCAAGUGUACUUCUACGACACGAGUAUCACAGACAACACACGGUGCACGUACCCUCUCACGUACUUGGAGCACGGAUCGAAAGGCAGGCCCGCGGUCCCUAUGCAUCCCAAGCACUUUGUCAUGCUUCUCGUCGAUCUGUUCGCUCUCAGAAGUGUCCUUUCGAUACAACUUUGGGGCGUCGCUGGCAUGCCUUUGCGCAAGCAGUACGGUUCUCAUGGAACGAUCGACUUCCGUCGUGAUGAGAUGCGUUGUUUUUUACAACAUUCCAGUCGGGGUGUUCUUGUGCUGUGCUACGCGGGGGGAAAGGAAACUCAAAGAGCAUGGUACAACGGUCUGGUUGAUGAACACUGGCUGGGUGGGGGCCCGGCGUACGGCGUCGCUCCACGCUCGACGGGAAGCAAAGUCCCGCUAGACGUCUCGCGCCGCAUUCUCAAAGCCGUCCACGACGGCACGAUGAACCAGUGCUCGUUCCAGGAACUUCCUGUGCUCAAUCUUGAGAUCCCCGUCACUUUGGAUGGCGUCCCCGAGGACCUUCUCUCUCCUCUGCGCGCGUGGGUAAAGAGGACGGGAGACCCGUCCAAGUUCAUGGAGCAGGCUCAGUGCGUCGCCAGUUUGUUUGCUGAAAACUUCAAGCAAUUUGAGGGGCUCGUUUCGUGCGAGGUAGCCUCCGUUCUCAGAGGCAACUCAAAUGCCAAUGGCGCACACUAG